AUGGGCAUGGUACUUGCGCUCACGGGCUUUGUCGUCAACUACUUGGGCCAGCACGCGGUGGAGCUGGGGAAGGCGCCCACAGUGAACACCGCAGCAAACUUGUUCAAGAUGAUCGCCUACAACAACAAGGACAACCUCCUCGCCGGCCUGAUAGUGGCGGGCUACGAUGACAAGAGAGGGGGUCAGGUCUACAGCAUCCCUCUGGGUGGCUCGCGUAUCCGAGUGCCAUGGGCCUGUGAUGGAUCGGGCUCUGGCUACAUCAAGGGCUUCAUCGAUUCGCACUACCGACCAGGUAUGUCCAAGGCGGAGUGUUUAGAGUUCGUGCAGAAGGCCCUCACCUUUGCAAUGUCCCGCGAUGGCAGCUCCGGUGGUGUGGUGCGGACCCUUGUGAUCACCAAGGACAAGGCUGUUGGAGCUGUAAUGCAGCAAGACAAGUCUGGGCUGUCACUUGCGAAUGCUAUCCAAUCACCAUUCCGUUCCAGAAUAGGCAUGGAUUUGCACCUGGACAGGUCGAAGAAGGCCAUGAUGGACAAGCCGGACAAGCCGGACAAGCCGGUUGUUUGCCUUGGCUCUGGCCGCCCAAACGCCGCUUUGAUGCCUUGGAGGCAAAAGUUGAGGAGGUCUGGCGCCAGGUUCUUGGGCUACCUCCGGGAGGAAUACGUCCGGAGGACAGCUUCCUUGAGCUGGGAGGGGAGUCCCUCCUUGCCCUCAGGGUCUGUGCAUCGCUUCGCUACGAACUUGUCGGGGAGGCAGAGCCAGAUGAAGACAUCGCCCCCGGUGAUGAGAAGGCCCAGCUUGACUGCUUUUUGUGACGGCCUGCGGCGUGGCGGUGUCCGCACACCGGCAGGUGAAGGAGCACCCAACGACCAGCCGCAUCACCAGGCGUGGCCCCGCCUGCGCAGCGCUGCGCGGCGCAAGGGCCCAGAUGCAGCAGCAGCCUUGGCGGCAGAGCUGGAUGCAGCCCAGCCAGAGGAUGCUCAGAGAUGGAUUGGUGCAGCCGCACGCCUGGGCAAUGCGAAGGCGGGGUCUUUCACAGCUCUCCAUGCAGCAGCGCAAGCAAAUGCCGUCGAAUGCGUACAGCUCUUGUUGGAGCGGCGAGCAAGAGCAACGGUGACCGAGCCCGGAGCUGCGAUGACGCCGCUGCACUACGCUGCCAUGGCGCCUGGAGCUGGCGCCUUGGACGUGCUGUUGAAGGCCAAAGCUCCUUUGACGGUACGUGACGCACGGGGCCAGUCCCUGUUGCAUGCAGCAGCCCGGAGUGGCAGAGCGGAAUCUUUGCGACGACUGCUGCAGGCAUCCAGGGAGGGGCCAGCGAGGAAAGCAUCGCGGGGACUCCUGGAGUGGAGCGACCGCUGGGCGCGCUCGGCGGUGCACUGGGCCUCGCUGAACGGCCACUCUGAGGUUUUACGGAUCUUGCUGGAUGCCAAGGCGCCACCGGCUCCUAAGUUGAUCACCGAGCGUCAGAUGGCGAAAAGGACGCACCUUGCGCAGGAGCGGCCUUUGGAUUUGGCCCGGCGUGUUCACGGUCCAGACAGCGAGGUGGUUCACCUGCUGCUCGCGGCAAUGCGCGAUCAGGGGUCUGAUGAUGCAAUUCCAGCGGAAGAGGAGGAGUUCACAGCGGCUGACUUCGUCCUCACUCUCAGUCAAGGAGGCCUUGACAAGUUGGCGUCCUGGGAGCUGCAACGUCUCGGUGCCAAAGCCAUGCAUCGGGUGCAGUGUCGGGUGUUUUUCUGCAGUGACCGCACGCCGGCGGCGAUUGCGACGCUGAAGUCGGCAGAGAAAGUCUGCGCGGUGGUCAUGCGUGCCAGCGGAGCCGAAGUCUUGGAGGUCAUCCAAAGUGCCGGCGGAUUUGGGCCUGCAGCAGAGCUUGCUGUGGCUGCCUGGGUUGCGGACGCUGCAGGCUGGAAGCAGGCCCUACGCACGUGGUGGCGGUUCAACGGCAACGCAGGCGACGAUGGCGUUGAGACCCUCACGUUCAAGAUCACUUGCAGGAGAUCGGGCAAGAGGUUUGCUCAGUUGUCGUCUCAAGGGGUAGCUGUUGCUGCGGCAGCGGCCAUUGCCCCGAAGCGAGGCUGGCGGGCACAGGUGAGACGUCCUGACGUCGAAGUGCGAAUUUUGGUUAGCGACACCGACGUCUUGGUCGACCUCCCACUACUUGUUCAAUCUGUCCCGAGCGGUGGUGGAGAGCUUUGCAGUGCGGGCAUGGCGGCGCCUGUGGCCUGGGCGUUGGCGCGCUCAGCUGAGCUCAAGAUCGGUGAUCGAGUGCUCGACCCCAUGUGCGGGAAGGCCGUCAUCUUGGUGGAGGCAGCCCUCAGCUGGCCGCAUUGCCACUACAUAGGUGUAGAUGUGGACGUCGAGCAGCUUGCUGGUGCACGCAGCAAUGCUCUGCUGGCCCAAGCAAGCGGUGCCCGAUUGGAUCUCCUCCGGGGCGACACGCAAGGGCUGCCUUUGCCAGAUUAUUCUGUGGAUGCAGUGAUCUGCGACGUUCCAUUUGGACGCCAGUAUGGUACCAUCGAAGGCUGCAGAGACGGGCUGUACAAGGCUGUGCUGAAAGAGUUCGAUCGCGUCGUUCGGUCUGAUGCUGACGGCCGCGUGAUCUUGAUCUCCUCACUCGAGCAGGAGCCUUGGGUCCUGGAAGCUGCAAAUCUGCAUUCCGCCCAAGCCUCUUGGCUGUGCUAUGCGCGACGAGAGCUGAAACUUGGCUUUCUGGACGCAAGCAUCAUUGUCCUACGGCGCCCGCAAACUGGCCUUCCAGCUCAAGGACAGCCUUGCGCCAGCCUGCCAGAACUGGCAAAGAGACUUUGGUGGGAAACUUCUGCUGGCAGGGGCGACUGGGCUUCUCUCAAGGUAUCUGAAAGGCCGCUCAUGCAGACAACGCGUGGGCGCGAAAUCUGA
Messenger RNA from Symbiodinium natans, 2895 nucleotides. NCBI's taxonomy places the organism in Eukaryota, Dinophyceae, Suessiales, Symbiodiniaceae. The record is from the annotation of a GenBank genome assembly.